AUAGCGGAUAAAAUAUCAGCGAAAAUGAAUUUCAUUCCCGAAGCUUUGAAGGAAAACUGUCCAAGAUCGGUUACCACAGUCUGGGUCGCUAGUGGAUUAAGUGAUCGAAUGUUUAGACAAUCAUUCAAUCGAAAACAAAUUCUUGCCUUUGAUUUAUCCCCCGCUUGCCAAGAGAUUGAAAAAAUUAUAAAAUCAUCUGGCACGCAGCGUGAGCAAAAAGUUUAUUUCGAUGUAAUUGUUCAACUGGUUUACGGAGUCGUGAAGCUCAUUAAAUUUAAAUUGUUCAUAUUCCAAGGUGAUCUGAAGAAAUUUGAAGAAUCAACAUUGCCUCCAAUUAUUAAUUCACGAAAAACUGAUAAAUCAGCUGAAGAUGGCGAUCCCAUUGAUUAUCUAAGAAUUCCUGAUAUUGAUGUUAAUUUUAGUGAAGAUUUAGUAGCUGAUACUCAUUUACUUCCUGCAGAUUAUAUACAUGCUGUUCAACAAAUUAAAUUUCCAGAAGUUGAAUAUAGCUUUGGUACAACAUCUACAUCUGAUUUGACUGAUUUUUUGAAUAAUAUGACACAAAAAGCUGAUUCUGUUCGCGAAAUUCUUGGCCAGACGGCUGGUAUGAACUUCGGAAAUAUUUCUGCACCUUACGCAGCUGCAAAUAUCACUAUGACUCCUACAAAAAGACAGAAGCAAUGGAAUACUGAUGACACUCCUUCUAAACGGAAGCGUAAAUCUCUGAGGGAUGCAUUUAAUGACGUCCAAACAGAAGCACCUGAUGAUGUUCAGCCAUCAGAAAUAGACGUUCAAGUACCAGCAGGUGAACCCGAACCUGAACCUAAACCUGAACCUAAACCUGAACCCGUGGGAAUUUCAAGUCUAGAGCAAGAAAGUGCUCUUGUUGUACCCGAGCCAGGACCUCCAGCAGAUACUUCACCAGCUCACGAAUCCGAACAGGACACUCUCCAAAAACUUGCCGAGUUAGAAAUCGAUCCUCUUGAAGUUCCAAAGCAACGUAGAACCAAAAAGAACUUAAAAUUCCGGGAUCCAGUAAUAAGUAUUAGUGGUGAAGCAAUAAAAAAAAAUCAACGCAAUAAUAUUUAUACUGUGAAUCGCGCAGAUGUUCAGAUUCAAAUCAACUUAUUUCGCCAAACUACAGAAAAUUUAUUUAAUCGACCGGCCAUAUCAUGGUGCAAAAACAGCAAAAAAUUUCGUCAUCUAGCAGAUGCUCUAUUGGCAAACUUCCAAGUCAUGCUUACGCCUCUUCGCUCUGCUGCUGACAUAGACCUUGCAAGACGUGCAUCAGUCCACUCAGCAGCUCAGCUCUCUGAUGAUAUUGCCGCUGAUAUAAUAACUAAUCGGCGAAAAAGCAAUCAAACUGAUCAAACUAGAGUUGAUGACACUGAUGACCAUCAAACAGACAAUACAGAGCAAGCUAACACUGAGUCAACAGUUGACGUUCAUCACCCAGAAAUCUCUCAUCCCGAUCUCGACAGUGGAACUCAAGAUGUUGCUCCAGAAGAUAACGCUACUGGUGCAACUCUUGAUGUAGCAAUAGCUGGCUUGACUCCUCCAGAACCAGAGUCCAAUGAGUCAUUGUGGUCAGAUCUUCCGAAGAGAUCAUCACAGUUUCAUCGUGAGUCUGAAAAUAUUAUUGAUGUCGAUGACAUUGUUUCCAAUGAUAGUUCAAGGAGCUCUUCGCCAUCUUCGUGGACUCUAACUGAUUUGAAAGCUCAACUUGAAGUAUUUCUAGCUGAACGGUCAGCUGUUACUUUUGAAAAUUUAGUUCCCCUUGAGAAUAAUACAAAAUCAGAUGCAGUGACAUGUUUGAAGUUUCUUUUAAGCAUGGCAUCAAAAGGUGAGGUUACUCUCUCACAAGAAGAAGGGGAUGAAGAUAUUUGGAUUUCGAAGUAG
Messenger RNA from Cotesia congregata, 1899 nucleotides. The record is from the annotation of a GenBank genome assembly. Lineage: Eukaryota; Metazoa; Arthropoda; Insecta; Hymenoptera; Braconidae.